Aspergillus viridinutans is the source of this 1098-nucleotide messenger RNA. Its product is annotated as WD repeat protein. The transcript is spliced from 6 exons. Gene Ontology annotation, molecular function: protein binding. Lineage: Eukaryota; Fungi; Ascomycota; Eurotiomycetes; Eurotiales; Aspergillaceae. The coding region runs from base 1 to 1098 and encodes 365 amino acids. The record is from RefSeq and is a predicted model, not a curated record.
AUGCACACACUCAAGGCCACGGCAUCAUCCUCGCUUAAUCUGGGCCCGGGGAAUUACAUCUACUCGAUCACUCCUGCGUCGCCUGGCUCGUUGGCGGCUAUUUCAUCAGAUGACUCGUUGCGUGUUUUUGAUGCCGCUGGUCUUGGCCGUGUAGCUGUGGUUGCGGCGAAAACGCACGGGAAUGGGGGUGUGACGUCGCUGAGGAGGUAUGGGUCUGGUCGGGACCAGCAGUUGCUGGUUACCGGCGGUAGGGAUGGGAAGGUGAAGCUGUGGGAUUUGAGAGGAGGGAAGGGCUCGGCUGUUGUUGAGAUGGAGACUGCCAGGAAUGCACCUGUGCUGUCGGUAGCUUGCUGUGCGGAGACCAACACUGUCGUUGCUGGUACGGAGCUGGUCUCCUCGCAGGCGGUUGUUGCAUUCUGGGAUAUUAGAUCGCCGGGGGCAACCCGGCUCCAGUAUGUCGAGAGCCACAACGACGACGUGACCGAGCUUCAAUACCACCCCGUCCGUAACAACAUCUUACUAUCCGGAAGCACAGACGGACUGGUCAACAUCUACGACACCACCAUCACGGACGAAGAUGACGCCCUGGUGCAGGUCAUCAACCACGGCUCCGUCCAUCACGCCGGGUUCCUGGGCGAGCGCACCAUCUUCGCCCUCAGCCAUGACGAGGACUUCUCCGUUCAUCCGGCCACAGAUCCCGACGAGCAGGCUGAGGAGCCCAAGCCCAUUCAGUUCGGUGAUCUAAGGCAACCUCUCAACUGCGAGUAUAUCGCCCAGCUCUGCACCGGCAGCCAGUCGGCGUAUAUCGCUGCCGGACAUAAACUUGAUAAACGCCUAGACCUCGUCCCUCUCAUCCCCGAUCCGUGGCGGUUCGACCAGGCCAACCUCUGGCGUCUUCCGGGCGCACACGGCGAGGAGGUCGUCCGUUCAAUCUACGUCGACGAGCAGAGUCAAUCCGUAUUCACCGGAGGAGAGGAUGGGUUCAUUCGCGCCUGGAAGCCAAUGGAUGAGGAUGAAACUCUGCCCGAACAUUCUCCGUUCAAGCCUUCACGACCAACGGAGAAGAAACGUGAAAAGGAGCGGUUUAAGCCAUAUUGA